CUGUAAUUGAACAGAACAUAUAAUUUGUAGAAUUAGAAGACACACUUAAACAAAGAGGACAUAUAUUUAUCUCCAAAAGAGAUGGCCGCUACCGGAGCAGAUGCCGCAUUUGAAAACACGACUUCAAUUUAUCCUGAGAAUAGCUCGCAGUACGGCGCAAAUGUUACACUUAGCGCAGACCAGGAACUGGACAUGAAGUUUUAUGCCAUUUUCGUCCCAAUUGUGUGGGGGACUGUUACAUUCAUUGGCGCCUUUGGCAACGCAUUGGUUAUCUUUACGCUGAUCAGGCAUGGUGAUAAGAAUGCUACGAACUACUUUGUCAUAAACCUCGCCAUCUCUGACUUUGCCUUUGUGGUCAUUGUGGUACCGUUUACGGCAACGCUCUAUGUCCUCCCGGAGUGGGUGUUUGGAGAAGGGAUGUGCAAAGUGACUAUGUACAUGAUAUAUGUCACUCUUCAUGCAACAUGCUUAACUUUGAUGGCGAUGACUAUCGAUCGCUACUGCGCCAUCGUUUACGCCGUCCAGUCACGAAAUUGGCGAACUACGACAGCGUCCAUGUUUGUAUGCUUGCUUGUGUGGCUUGUUUCGUUUGUUAUUUCCCUACCGUUUGCGAUUUACUUCCGAACAACCGUCCAACCAGAUAACUUUGUAUACUGCGAGGACAUUUGGCCGGAGCCGAAAGAGAUAUACAACAAGGCUUCAAUGGCAAUGGUUGUCAUGACAACUUACGUUAUUCCAUUGACGGUCAUUAUAUACUGCUACGCGAUGAUACUGAACACGUUGUGGAGAAACAAGAUGCAAUGUCAGACCAAUGGCGCCUCUACAAAGAAAAUGAAUCAUCAAGACAAGCGUCGCAAAAGAGUAACAAAGCUAGUGGCCUCGGUCGUGAUAGUGUUUGCAGUAUUCUGGCUGCCUAUUCACGUUAUAAACCUAUGGAUUAAAUUCGACCCAGAUUUCCCCCGAACACCGGCCAUGUAUGCCAUGAAAAUCGUCUCUCACACACUGUCUUACUCUAAUUCUUGCGUGAAUCCGUUCGUAUACGCUUUCUUAAGUGAUGGGUUCCGCAAGGCCUUUCGCAAGACCUUUCCCUCCAUUGUCCAACGCUUUAAGAUCUGCGGCGGUCCCGUUGAAGACUGCCCGACCCAGGUGUGUUUAGUCGAAAGGACCGAACAGUCUAAAAUCACUGCAACAACUGUUUCCAACAACACCCCAGCAGAAGAACGGAGAUUGAUGCAGACCGAUCUAUAAAUUGAG
This is a messenger RNA of Dreissena polymorpha, 1254 nucleotides long. RefSeq names its product galanin receptor type 1-like. The transcript has 5 exons. NCBI's taxonomy places the organism in Eukaryota, Metazoa, Mollusca, Bivalvia, Myida, Dreissenidae. Gene Ontology annotation, molecular function: G protein-coupled receptor activity. The record is from RefSeq and is a predicted model, not a curated record. Gene Ontology annotation, biological process: G protein-coupled receptor signaling pathway. Bases 82 to 1248 code for a protein of 388 amino acids. Gene Ontology annotation, cellular component: membrane.